Messenger RNA from Entamoeba invadens IP1, 1503 nucleotides. RefSeq lists its product as hypothetical. The record is from RefSeq and is a predicted model, not a curated record. NCBI's taxonomy places the organism in Eukaryota, Evosea, Mastigamoebida, Endamoebidae. Gene Ontology annotation, molecular function: GTPase activity; GTP binding. The transcript has 4 exons. The coding region runs from base 1 to 1503 and encodes 500 amino acids.
AUGAAACAACACACCCUCAUUGACCAAAGAAAUGUUGUCAUUAUCGGAAACCCAUUAAGCAAGAAAAAAUCGUUAGUCACGUGGUUUAUAAAAGAAGUGCUCGUAAAUGAAGAAAACCCCAAUGAACGCACCGAACUUUAUGUCAAGACAAUCAAAAACGAAAAAAACGAUUUUAAUAUGUUUGUGUGGGAUGUUGAAAGUAGACAAACUGUUCAAAGCAUGUACGUCAAAACUGCGAAUGUUGUUGUGGUUGUUUAUAAUACAUGUGAUAACAAUUGUUUAAAAAGCAUUAAAGAGAACAUAAAAAUGAUCAACGAGUGUGCCAAUGACAAACAACCAUUUUAUUUGUAUUUUGUCGAUAACAACAUCGAAGAAUCAGAAAACGAGAAAAACAGGAAUGACAUCGACCAUUUCUUGUCGAAUCUUGUUUUACACCCAUUUGUUAUCAAUCGUGGUAUUUUCCAAUGUGAUACAAGUGAUGGGAGUGGUAUUCCCGAUUUGUUUUCUGAUAUUAUUAGUAAAUCGUAUGAUGAUUUGGACCUUUACUACAACGACAUUAACCGGACCGCAAGUCUCCUUCAGAAAUUAUUAUACGAGACAUCUAAUUAUGAUAAAUCCGUUUCACAACACGUUUCACUGCGAUUGAAGUCCAAAGAAAGUUCGAAAAAACAAAAGAAACGACUUGAAUGUGAAUUGGACCAACUUGAAGAAUGUUGUGUAUUCCGUUCAAACGUAAUUAUGGAGAUGUGCGAACAAACAAUCAACGCUCUUUCAACAACAAUAAACGCAGUCAAUGGGAUCCGCGCAGAGUUUUCAAGAAGAGUUGUUGAGUCGUCGAAGACUUAUAAUAAAAUCAUAGACAAUAUCACAGCUGUUGAUUCGCUCGUCACAUCUAUCAACAUCGACAAAGGUAUCGACCUGAACUCUGAAAAUGAAAGAUUUAAAGUGAAAAAGAGUCUCAAUGAGAAAAUGAAGAUCAACACAGACAUCAUUGACAAAUAUCAAGUAGUCAAAGAACACAACAUUUCUGAUGUACUUAGCCCACUUUAUGUGGAGCGCCUUAACUUGUUGUGCAACACUUCUAUAAAAAGUGUUUUGUUUGACUCAAAAAUUGAAACGUUUUUAGACAACUAUCAAUUUAUGGAGGUUGUUAAAAAAAACGAUAAAGUUUGUGUUCUUCUUAAAGAUGAGUCAGGUAAUGUCAAUGGGGUUUUCUUCCAAAAUAAGACAAAAAAGGAUAACGAAUUGUUCUUCAACAACACCACUCUCUUUUCCUUGAGCGAUUUUGUGAAGUACAACAACACGGCCUGUGAUUUCAAUUUUAAUGGAAUCAAAAUUGAUCCAAAGAAGAGAAUUUUUCAUUUUUCGACUAAUUACACCACUUGUGUUGAGUUGACAGGCGACCAUUUUUAUUGUUACAAUCCCUUUAACAUAUCACAGAAAAUAAUACCUUUUCUACAAACUGGGAAAAUGCAACGGGUAAUCAUUCUAUUGAUGUAUUAA